AUGGGUGUAUGUUGCAGUUCAUGGGUGGUUGCCAGUAGAGGAUCGAGUAAGAGAAGUUUUUUGACACCAAUGGGAUGCGCUACCUACAAAACAGUGGCUGAAGCAAACAAAAUGGUGAGUAGGUGCGUUCUUCUUCUCUUGGUGGUCUUGGCCAUGGAAGGGGUUUACAUAAUUGAACAACCUUCUUCAUCGCUCUUGCUACUACAUGAGCGCAUGGUUUGGUUUGUAGACUUGAUGGAGGAGCUGGGCAUGAAGAUGUUCCGGCAGACAUUUUGGAUGAGAGCUCUUGGUCAUCCUACACCAAAGAGAUCGAUUGUGCUAUCGAACUCAACUUGGAUUUCAGAACUAUCCUUCGCUUCCAGGAUGCGAGCGGCCAAGUUGAAGUCUGAGCUGAAAACCACUGACAAAUACACUAGUAAAGCAGGUGUCAAGAGAUUCAAAGGCAACAAGAACUUAAAGGGAACACAGCUCUUCGCUCCUUCCAUUCAACCCCAUAACAUGCUCAUGUGGGGCCAUGUCUUGGGCUUGAAGCUGCAUGCUCCAAAUGAGGUGGACCCCCAUGACUUCAAAAAGACCUACAAGGCUUUGAACUGGGGUGACCGCUGGUGCGAUGCCGGCAUGCCAGAGGUAGUUGCCUACUUGAGAGGAUCCAAGCUCCUGGAAAUUCCCAGGGAUUGGAGGGAAUGCCUGCCUGCAGAGUUGUAA
Messenger RNA from Durusdinium trenchii, 705 nucleotides. The record is from the annotation of a GenBank genome assembly. NCBI's taxonomy places the organism in Eukaryota, Dinophyceae, Suessiales, Symbiodiniaceae.